Xiphophorus maculatus (southern platyfish) is the source of this 6115-nucleotide messenger RNA. It is a transcript of the gene jade2, whose product is annotated as jade family PHD finger 2. Gene Ontology annotation, biological process: regulation of transcription by RNA polymerase II. Gene Ontology annotation, cellular component: histone acetyltransferase complex. Lineage: Eukaryota; Metazoa; Chordata; Actinopteri; Cyprinodontiformes; Poeciliidae. The transcript has 14 exons. Bases 860 to 3493 code for a protein of 877 amino acids. The record is from RefSeq and is a predicted model, not a curated record.
UUGAAAGUACGCCAUAAAUAUGGCGCCAAAAUAGUUUUCAAGCAGAUGAUAAGAUCGGAUUUUUUCCUGACUUCCUCUCUGUGUUGUUGUCGAUCUUUUGAUUAUUUUAAAAAUCUUUUCUCUGCUGUUUGCAGCUCCAGACUCGCCUGUGCACAUAUUUUUUUGCAGCGCGGUGUUGCAGGAAUUCACCGGCCGGAGGAGCGACUGGAGACGAGCUCAGAUCUGGGUUUUAUUUCUCAACCAGCACCGUUGCGUUACUGGCGUGCGAUGUUUUUCUGACUCAUCCUGUGGAAAUAUAUCCCCGUUUUUUAUUUUUUUGGUUCAGCCACCCUCCUUCCUCUGCUUCCCCAGCCUCCUUCUCCUCCUCCUGCUGGCUCCGAAGGAGGAAAACAGCCGGAUUGGGACUCCUCCACGUUUCGGCUGCUAUUUUUAUUUUGAAUUUUUUAUUUUUAAUUUUGCAAAAUGCGACAUGCUUUCCAUGUUGCGCGCAUCUCGGAGCCUGGCACGCCGGCGGUAGCGCUGCGUUUGGUUUCGUACUGACUGCUCGCCACUUUUCUCUCCGGGUUUCAGGAGUGGGAUUUUACAGAUUUUGGAUUCGGACUCCUGUCUUUGACGCGCUGUCAACACGCAGUGCAAAGGGGAGGGGAGGCCGGGAGAAGAGGGACAGUCCUGUCACCCUGCGUGGUUUAAGUGUCCGGUGUGUGUGUGCGUGUGUGUGUGUGUGUGUGUGUAUGGGGGGAUGUUUAGCAGCACCAACCCUCUGCUGGUAAACUACAUGUGCCUGCUCCAGAUGAUCUUCUUAAUCUGAUCUAAUCCAGGACUAAGGACGUCUGUGAAUCCAAAGCUGACUCCUACCAAGAUGGAGAGCGAGAAGAAGAGGAGGAAAUACUCCACAAGCAGCAACGACUCCGACACCACUGACAGUCAGGUGACGUCGUGGUCCAGGUCGUCUAAGAACAUCGGCACCAGCAGCACCUGGGUCCGCCUCCCGCACAAGAAACCGUCUGAGGUGUUUCGGACAGACUUCAUCACGGCCAUGAAGCUGCCGGACUCGGCCCAGCUCGGCCCAGAUGACUUCUAUGUUCUGUCUGACCCGUGGAGACAGGAGUGGGAGAAGGGGGUUCAGGUCCCAGCCAACCUGGAGGCCAUCCCAGAACCCGUGGUCAGGUCACAGCUGGAGUCAAUGGGCAGCGUGUCGGCCGACGGCCGGACCAAGGAGGGAGACGCUCAGCCUCCUCGCUGGCAGCAACACGGCUGCUACGACCUGGACGACCUGGACGUCACCUGGCUGCAGCUGGUCAACCAGGAGUUCAGGCAGAUGGCCUUGCCGGAGCUGGGCGAGCUGACGAUGGAGUGCGUUCUGGUGGAGCUGGAGCGCGUCUGCGAGGAAAAGAUGCAGCAGGCCAUCGAGACGGAGGAAGGCCUGGGCAUCGAGUACGACGAGGACGUGGUGUGUGACGUGUGCCGCUCGCCGGAGGGAGAAGACGGAAACGAGAUGGUCUUCUGUGACAAGUGCAAUGUCUGCGUCCAUCAGGCGUGUUACGGCAUCCUGAAGGUGCCUCAGGGUAACUGGCUGUGUCGGACCUGCGCUCUGGGGGUCCAGCCCAAAUGUCUGCUCUGCCCCAAGAGAGGCGGCGCCCUGAAGCCGACGCGCAGUGGAACCAAGUGGGUCCACGUCAGCUGUGCCUUAUGGAUCCCUGAGGUGAGUAUCGGCUGCCCAGAGAAGAUGGAGCCCAUCACCAAGGUGUCCCACAUCCCCGCCAGCCGCUGGGCUCUGUCCUGCAGCCUGUGUCGAGAACACACAGGAACCUGCAUCCAGUGCUCCACGCCCUCCUGCAUCGUGGCCUUCCAUGUGACGUGCGCCUUCGACCACGGCCUGGAGAUGAAGACCAUCCUGGCCGAAAACGACGAGGUUCGCUUCAAGUCCUUCUGCCGGGAUCACAGCUCCGCCGCCAACAACGCCAACGGGAACCACGCCGUCUCUUCCGCCGCCAACGGCGUCAACGGAGCGGCCAGGUCCGAGCAGCGCCACGAGCCCGACGGCUCCGGCGACCCGGAGCAGAGCCGGGCGUCCCACCCGGUGUCGGCGUCGGAGCGGGCCGAGCGGGACCAGCUGGAGAGAGAGAAGGUGAGCCAGAGGAAGCAGAAGCUCCAGGAGCUGGAGGACGAGUUUUACAGACUGGUGGAGCCGAGCGACGUCGCCGAACACCUGGGGCUGCCGCUGCUGCAGGUGGAUUUCUUAUAUCAGUUCUGGAAGCUAAAGCGGAAGGCCAACUUCAAUCAGCCUCUGGUGGCGCUAAAGAGAGACGAGGUGGACAACCUGGCCCAGCAGGAGCAGGACGUCCUCUACAGGAGGCUCAAACUCUUCACACACCUCCGCCAGGACCUGGAGAGGGUGCGUAACCUGUGCUACAUGGUGACCCGGCGCGAGAAGAUGAAGCUGACGCUCUGCGACCUGCAGGAGAAAAUCUUCCACCUGCAGAUCCAGCUGCUGGAGGAGGAAACGGCUGCAGAGAAAACCCAGAAGGCAGAAAAGAGGAAGCAGAAUGGAGUGAAGGAUAAAAGGAAAGAGAGAAGGAAGCAUGGCACCGGCAAGAAAAAGGAGAGGUGGAAGUCUGACAACGGCUCCCUGCUUAAAGAGCUAGGUUUGUCCAAGUCGUUUCCGUUAGAAAGCUCUCUGUUCGACAGCUGGCUGGCCAAGUCGGUCCAGAUCACCGCGGACGACAUGCUGAGCCAGUGGGCUCUGGACGGCCAGCACAACCACAAGGGCAGCAGCCUGCUGUCCGACCAGCUGAUGCAGGGCGAGGAAAGCCUCCUGAACCUCAUGAUGGAGAACUCUAUGCAGUCGGCGUGGAAAACGCCUCAGCUGGGCCGGAAACCCAGAGGAAGCAGCAAGCCUCGUUCUCGAAGACCGAGCGGCGCCGGCGCCCAAAGGGUGUUCGGGUCAGCCGCGUCCAGCAGCCCGUCCACAGCCAAGGGCUUCUGGGAAAAAUCCAGCCACGCUGGCCGCCGAGGGGAGAAGCCCAGAAGCUCAUCCAAGGCGGGUCACCACCACCAGACCAGGAGCUGCGACCCGAACGGCGACCCGCCGCCGCAGCCGCCCAUCUCCAAGAUGGAUUCCUGCCACAUCUCGGAGGAGCGCGGCCGCUGGGACAGCGUCCACAUGGCAACCGGUUUGAUGGCGAGCGCUUCCCCUUCACCGGCCUCCAGUCCGGGAGCCGCAGUGCCUGACGCCGGGGCCGUCCUGCGGGGGUCGCGGCCCCGCCCGGCCCGGCAGGGUAAAGCGAGGUCAAGGGUUGGGGGACUGGACUCCAUGGACCUGCCGCUCACAGGGAAAGGCGCAUCGCUGCUGGACGCCGCCGCCGAGACUGAUGGGUACUUCUCCGAUGGAGAGAGCGAUUUGGAAACACGGUCCGGCGGACGAAAGCUUCGGCUGCCACAGCUGCAUCCUGCCAACGAGGAUCUACUGAGGAGGAGCGUCCUGGCGUCCUAAACAAAGUCAAACCAAAUCGGUGGUACGGAGCAGCAUCCCAGCUCUGACUCUGCCUGGUUUUCUGAAUGUAGCUGUAUGCCGACCGUACAGUAAAGCUUCUCCACUGGACCGCAGUUCGCUCCUCAUACUAUAGGAAAGUAAACAUUCGUCUUUUGUAUAUUUCUAACUCAUCUGGUUGUGGCCUGGUGUCUGCGGUUUGCUUCAGACUUGGGAACAAACACUUUGGGGCAUUAUUAUUCUUCUUACUCAUGCAGGUUCCAGGGUAUGCUUUAAGGUCCGAGCUGCAUCCAACGAGUUUUCCUCAAAAUAUUUAGAUUUCUUAGCAGAACUGGCAUGAAUAUGUGCAGAGGGCAGCACAGGACAGCAUCUACUCAGCCUUGAAAAGCACAAUAACUAGUCAGUCAUGGAAGCACUUGAGAGUAAAACAAAAGCUCAUUCAGAGCCCGGGUCGAUUUCAGACGCUGAUUUUCUCAUUUUUCAUCCCUUAAAAGCAGAAAUAUUACAGACUAAAGAUUGACCCCAACCCCGCCGCUGUGUCAGACACAAACUCACAUAUACACUCAUCGUAGUAUGGUAUAAAUCAGGGGUGUCCAAAGUGCGGCCUGUGGGCCAUUUGUGGCCCUUGGAUUAAUUUUGUGUGGCCCCAGCUGCAAUAUUUUCUGCUUGGGGAUUUUGGCCCCUUGGUGCCAAAAGUUUGGACACCCUUGGUAUAAAUACUUAAUCCAAUCUUUCUCCAUUGCUGCCAAAUUCUUCCUAAAUCAAUUCUACCCCCUAAAUCUUUACAAAAAUAUCAGUAGAGAAACGUUGUGCCUUGCGUCACUUCCUGUGACCUCCCACAAAACAAUCAGUGAGUGAAUCAAUCAGCCUCUCAAUCCAAAUUUGUAACAAUCAAAGCGAAAUAAAAUCCCAACAGAUUGGUUGCCAUGUAGCCACAGGGUGUCUUCACCAUAAUGAUUGAAUAGUGCCUAAAAAACAACAAAAAAAACAAACAAACAUGCAGCGUUUGCCAUUUUUGUAACCAAUGCAUCUGCAGCACUUUGCAAAGCAGAGCCACAGAGAUGCCUACUGUUACGAGCCGCCCCUGAACGCAUCACGGCAGCAGAGAGCCUUAAAAACAAGAGCUUGGCCAAGUUACACCAUGUUCCAGCUUUCAGCAGCCCUGCAAGAUAUUUGUUGCUCAUGUUUGAUCUGCUGGGAUAAAAACAGCUUUUCUCCUUCAGGUCUGAGCCCAUUUCAGUCUGGUGGCUUUAUAAUUCAAAAACCACCAAAGAAAAUCUACAUUUUAUUGUGAAUUUAUGAAUCAAAGUUUAUUCGACUUGAGACGUCAGUAGAAUCACAGAAUAUCAUUUCUGCAGCGCCCUUGAAAAGCAGCUCAAUCUACUGAUUUAUAUUUAUAUUCAGUCUUCCUGGUGUAAGCACUUAUUUCAGUUCUCUGUGUUUAUGUGAGAAAAAGUUUGUAGUAAUGUUAUAAAACAAAGGAAAUACUCAAGAAGCUAAAAACAAAGCCCUCACCCAAACUUUGAGAUUUUCAAAAGACUAGAAAUAUAUUUAAAAUCUAGCUUAAAAUACUAAAACAAUCAAACUUUGUUACAUAGUGAAGCCCAAUGGAAAUCAAAACCAACUGGGAAGAGAUAAAUCUAUUACUACUGCAGACCACCUCCAAAAAUACCUAAAGCUACAGAUUUUACUGGUUUAAACAUUAAAUCUACCUUAAUAUUUACAGCAGAAACAUUUAAUAUCUACAUUCAUCCUUAUUUCCAUUCAACAACCAAUCAGCACCAAGGAAGUUGAGUUGUGCGCCUGGAUUGGUUGCUUUAUAAACAUCAGUCGAUAACGUGUCACAAUUAUUUUUUAUGCUUUAUUAAAACUAUUUUUCAAACAUUUCACUGAUUCAGAAGAUAAAUUACUCGAGAUCCCAAACUUUUCAUUGAGUUUUCUGCAAAUUAUCUGCAGGAACUUCACUGAUGUGUAGAGAAUAAAACAAUGUUUAAGCUUCCUAAGCUACGUUUUAAAAAUGAGGAGCAAAGCUACUUCCCACGUUAUUGGCUGGUGUUUACAAAGCAUCCAAUCAGGAACACUGUGCAUGUUCAUUGGUGCUGAAGAUGUUAGCUUCCACUGCGCGUAUAUCUGGUUUUGAACCAUUAAAAUCUUCAUUAUUGGAGGAACUGUCCAGGAUUUUAGCUAAGUGUUGUGGUUCAAGUCAAUUCCAACUGAUUUAAGUCGUUGUAGAUGAAAAAUAUCAGAAUAAAUUGGUUAGUUCAGGUCAUUAUGUGUGUCUAUGCAGUUUGCCAUGUUUUUUUGGAGGUUUUUUUUAGCGGAUUGUGACACCAUCAUGGCGUUGUGAUCAAACCAGACUUGACCAAGCUCCUGUAGCAAACGGCUCUACUGCAAAAACCGUAAACUAUCACAGAUAAAGCAUGAAUCAGCGCCCCGGACUCCUGAGUUCCCAAACCGAGCUGCGCCUCGUUUUACUGCAGAGUCACACAUCUUACCCUACAGAGUCGUAUUUUCUACUCAAGAAGCUGUUUGCGGUAUUCUCAGGGGUUAAAGAAGAACUUUUAAAAAGAAUUAAUACAAGAUUUAAAAAUAAAAAAAAACAUGUAUGUAAAAUUAUAUAUAAUA